Auanema sp. JU1783 is the source of this 1257-nucleotide messenger RNA. The record is from the annotation of a GenBank genome assembly. NCBI's taxonomy places the organism in Eukaryota, Metazoa, Nematoda, Chromadorea, Rhabditida, Rhabditidae.
AUGGUUACAAAAGCUAAGAAAAAGGGUAAUAAAAGAUCAAUAUCACCACCGCCUGCACAGAAAGCUAAACACAUCGAUAGUUCUGUGAAAAAUGGAGGACAGAAGAAAUCCCCUGGAAAAGGAUUGAAACCGUCUCCUUCUGUUAAUACUUUAAAUCGAAUAGAAAGAGAUAAUAUUGUGUUAUGGAAGCGUCCAUUCACAACAACUUAUUAUGCUUUAAUGGAAAUUUUCCAUUUAUCUUUCGAGUUCCUCCAAAGUCUUUUACAUCAUAAGUUCAUUCUGUUUUUAUUAUCUGUUAUAUCCGCUUCAUUCUAUUAUGCUUACAUCACCCCCGGAUCUCAUCAAGAGUUCAUCAUAGCUGCAGAAAAAUCACUUGCAUGGUGGUCUUGGUGGGUGUUGCUGGGAGUUCUUUCCUCUAUAGGACUUGGAUCCGGGCUUCACACCUUUUUAAUUUAUUUGGGUCCUCAUAUUGCUGCUGUUACGUUGGCCGCAUACGAAUGCAAUUCUCUUGAUUUCCCUGAGCCUCCCUAUCCUGAAAGCAUUGUUUGUCCCUCGGAGAAGCCUUCAUCGAAGCUUAUAGUGGGAUUAUGGGAUAUCGUUUCAAAAGUCAGAGUUGAAUCAUUCUUAUGGGGCGCAGGUACUGCCAUCGGAGAGCUUCCACCUUACUUCAUGGCCCGAGCUGCCAGACUUAGUGGCAACGAACCUGAAGAUGAAGAGUAUCAAGAGUUCCUAGAAUUGAUGAACUCGGAUAAGUCAAAAUCCAAGGACAUGAGUUUGUUGGAUCGCGGAAAAGCUUAUGCUGAAAAGUUCAUUUCGAAAGUUGGAUUCCCAGGCAUUCUUCUGUUUGCUUCCAUCCCCAACCCCUUGUUCGACUUAGCAGGAAUUACCUGCGGUCAUUUCCUUGUACCUUUCUGGUCGUUCUUCGGAGCAACCCUAAUUGGAAAAGCUUUAAUAAAAAUGCACGUGCAGAUGCUUUUUGUGAUAAUCGCCUUUAGUGAGCACCAUGUGGAUAACGUUGUGAAUUUGUUAGCGCAAGUCCCAGUAGUGGGAGAAUCCAUAAGACAGCCAAUCAAGGAGCUUUUAAUUCGUCAAAAGAAUUCUUUGCAUAGAGCACCAGGAACUCAUGUUGAGCAAGAAACUACUUGGUUGCAGUCAGCUCUUUCUUUAAUCGUUACAUCGAUGAUUCUAAUUUUCCUGCUCUCAAUAUUUAAUUCUUUAGCUCAACGCUAUCAUAAGCGAAUCUGCUCAAAAAACUAA